AUGCAUUCUUCGUCUUCGCCUGUUUUUCCCACUCUUAUGGAAAGCACGUAUAUGAAACCCUCGGAUUCUUUUCAUCGUUCACCUGUUGGGGGUUUGACUGCAAAUCAAGCCACACCGUCAAAUCCGAUCAGAAGUGCUAGACAGGUGUUUUCGACCACUGCAGAAUGUCCCGGGGGCAUCGCCUUUUCUUCCGAUUCACAGCAUGAUAGGCAAUAUCAAGAUUCUCCCUUCACUUCUCAGACAUUAGGCGACGAUGUGUCUUCGGAAAUCCACUCAACAACGUUCACUUCUCAUCCGCAAGAAAAUGAUGAUAUUUCCUGGGGACCAGAUCCGAUGCAGGAUAUUGCUUGUUUUCCUGAAAUUUUUUCUGUCCAGCAUGAUCAGGUGGAAAACAGUGCUUCUUACAUGAACGAUGGCAAUGUAAAAAAAUCUGAUUUCGGGGAGUGGGUUGACCAGCUAAUGACAAUUGAUGAAACUCCUCAUCCAAAUUGGAGUCAGCUUCUUGGUGACGACAGUGUUGCUGAACCAACGCCAAAGGCAACACAGGCUUCUCUGAAGCAGAAUACACUGUCUCGAGAAGUUAAUGAUCUUUGUAAUUCAUCCGCGUCGACUGCACCUCAAACUAAGCCUAGAAUGCGAUGGAGUCCGGAGCUUCACGAGGCCUUUGUGGAAGCAGUCAACCAGCUUGGUGGUAGUGAGAAGGCCACUCCAAAAGGUGUCUUGAAUCUGAUGAAUGUCGAGGGCCUUACCAUAUACCAUGUAAAAAGCCACCUGCAGAAGUACAGAACCGCCCGAUACAAACCUGAAUCACCAGAAGAAACUUCUGAGAAAAAGAUGAGUUCAAUUGAAGAAAUGAAAUCUCUAGACUUAAAGACGAGUAAGGGCAUCACCGAAGCAUUACGGUUGCAGAUGGACCUCCAAAAACGGCUUCACGAACAGCUUGAGAUUCAAAGGAAGUUGCAGAUUCAAAUUGAAAACCAAGGGAAACAUCUUCAGAUGAUGUUUGAGAAACAGAAACAGAAACAGAUAGGUGGCAGCAAGGGCUCGCCCCCUUCCAACGCACCUUCUGCUGCACUCUUGGACACGGCGAUACCUUCUCCGGUAGACAAAUUAAAAACGUCAAAUGAUGAACGCAAUGAAUUAAAAUGUAACACUGAAGAAAGUUCUCAGGAUGCAAGCAGAAAAAAAAUGGUACAAGAAGCUGAAGUUACGGAUGAACAUGAGAGUACAGAUAAUCAGUUUUCUGCAGUACCUCCAACAAAACGGGCGAAGAUUCAAUGA
Lathyrus sativus (Indian pea) is the source of this 1281-nucleotide messenger RNA. NCBI's taxonomy places the organism in Eukaryota, Viridiplantae, Streptophyta, Magnoliopsida, Fabales, Fabaceae. The record is from the annotation of a GenBank genome assembly.